AUGACGACCUGUGUCCUUGUGAAAGAUGAGCUAUGGCUAUUUCUGGAGAACGAACUGCUCAGUCUCGCCACAGGGCAAACCCUGAAUAGCCAGGGCUUGAAGGACUGCAUCCUCUACGAGCCCGACACAACUCACGCGGAUUAUGACGAGGAGAGCGAGCAGAGCAGAAAUGAGGAAGCGUUCGCUGAAUUGAUCCAAUUUUUGGAUGACACUAGUCUCUCUCUGAUCAUGAGGGAAGCGGCAGAUGAUGGCCGAAAGGCAUUAAAAUUGCUCCGAGAACACUACGCAGGUAAAGGAAAGCCUCGUGUGAUAAGCUUGUACGUCGAAUUAACCACGCUGCAGAAGGCAGCAAACGAGACUGUUACUGACUAUGUCAUCAGAGCCGAAACGGCGAUAACAGCACUUAGAAACGCAGGCGAGAUUCUGAGCGACGGGCUGCUAAUCGCUAUGCUAUUGAAAGGACUUCCCGAGUCGUUUAAGCUAUUUGCUGUUCAUAUCACCACCCAAGCUGAUGACAACAUGACUUUUUCCGAGUUCCGAGCUAAGUUGAGAAGCUUUGAGAACACUGAGAAGCUGAACACGCAACCUGAUGACGGAGUGAUGAAGGUGACUGCUAUUCCCGGGGUGGGCGGGAGAGUGAACGUUACCUGUUUUUCCUGCGGGGAGAGGGGUCACAUUGCCCGGGCCUGUCAGCAAAACGACCAGGGGGGCCAGCGGCCCAGGCGGUGGUGCGCUCUCUGUAGGAGCACAACACACGGCGACGCCGCAUGCAGACGGAAGAGGAGGGUUGACGUGAAGCGCGCCACCAUACUUACCGCCGACGAAGAGGAGCACGAGUUCGCAUUCCGGGUCAGCGACAGACAGCGGGAGGGCUCCGAAGGUGGCCUGAUGGUGGACACAGGAGCGACAUCCCACAUCAUCACCGACCAACGCAAGUUUAAGAGCUUCGACUCAACGUUCCAGCCAGCGAAACACACCCUGGAGCUGGCUGACGGGACCAGGACAACGGGUGUUGCCACGAGAAGAGGAGACGCGGAGGACAUCUUCUCCGUGAAGACAGCGACUGCAAACGGUGCCUCAGUGACCUUUCAACAAGGUAGAGACCGGCUCGUCCAUAAGGACGGUACCAGGUUCGACAUCAGCGAGCGCAACAGGCUCUACUACCUGAACACCUACGACAAUGCUGCUUUCCGUACGCGCUGCCUUUAUUUUAAUGCAGUGGCUCAUGUGCCUCUCAUCAGUCAUCAGCGGCUCCAGCUUUUGAGAGGAGGAGAGGGGGAGGGUUCAGUGUGGAAACCCACCGUCUAUUCCCUUUUUGGGUUUCGGUGCCGUCAGCUUUCCCACUGCCUCCACCAUGAGAGCCUUGACACUGUCCAGAAAGGAACCAUCAGAGCUCAUCAUGUCGCUCCUGGAGAGCCAUGUCACGGGCUCUUCAGAAACCAAGUGACAGAGCGGCGCGGGGCUGCUCCCCUCCUGCUAGUGGAAAAUACACUGGAGCUGGAUCCAGCCCGCUUCUGCUCCGCCAACUUGUAUAUGCCUGAUGAUGACACUGUCCUUCAUGAGUCCAUCACUGAGGAGGAUGGAGAAAAUGACACCCAAACAGAGGAGGAAUGCUCAGAGAAGACCAGCCCCAAGAUGUCUGAGGACAAAGAGAUGGACAACAAGAGCACUAACAGUUACAGCAACCAGAACUCCCCCAUAAGUGUUGCUUCAAAUCUAGAGGCAGAGUCAGAGUCACGCCUUAGUGACAUCAGCGACAGGCUCUCUGACUUCAAAACCUCCUCCCCACCUGAGAGCCAGAGGGAUGAUGAAAGCCGCAGCUCCAAACACAAGGAAGAGAUAACAAAUGGCAGCUUGGAGAAAAUGAGGGCAGCCUAUGCAAACUUUCUCUCUGAUUCCUACUGGUCUGGGAUUGGAAUGGACUUGAAAAUAGGCAAAAGCACCAGCAAGGCCAACUGUGACAGCACCAACGGAAGCACCAAGAAUGAAUUUGAUUGGCACCAGGAUGCACUCUCCAAGACCUUGCAGCAGACUCUGUCCCCAAAGCCAGUAUCCAAACCUAAUCUGUUCAGCUCUGUCCACCUGUACAGGCAGAGCAGUAAAGCCGGUGGGUCAGUGUUCACAGGAGCCAGCCGAUUUCGUUGUAAAGACUGCAGCGCUGCUUAUGACACUCUUGUGGAGCUGACAGUCCACAUGAACAAGAGUGGACAUUAUCAGGACAACAACCACGGCAAACAGGGCAAUUCCUCUGCCUCCUCCUCAAAAUCAAGGAAACGCAAUUUGCAAGACAUGGAAGGCAAAGAGGAUGCGCAAAAAGUGUUGAAGUGUAUGUUCUGUGGCCACUCCUUUGACUCUCUUCAGGACUUGAGUGUUCAUAUGAUAAAAACUAAGCAUUAUCAAAAAGUGCCUUUAAAAGAACCUAUCCCAGUAAUCACACCCAAACUGUUGCCACCAGCAAAGAAACGGGCCUUUGAAGCUGCAAGACCCUGCUCUCCUGAUUCUACCACUGGUGUACCUGGCUACACUGAGGCACAACGAGCUGCCAGCAUUUCAAAUGCUAACAGUAGUCGCUAUGGCUAUCAGAAUGGCGCGAGUUACACUUGGCAGUUUGAGACAUGUAAGUCUCAGAUUCUGAAAUGCAUGGAGUGUGGAAGUUCGCAUGAUACCCUUCAGCAACUUACCACACACAUGAUGGUUACUGGACACUUCAUCAAAGUCACAAACUCAGCCUCCAAGAAGGGUAAACAGUUAGCUCUGGACCCCUUGGCCAUAGAGAAGAUGCAGGUACUAGCUGAGCCUGCUGUCAGUGAAGCUGAGGGAGAAAAGAUGCCGCCAAAAAAUCCUUCCCCUGUGAACAGUGAGAAGGAUAGCCAGGGGGAAGGCACAUCAGACAAAAUGGAUGAAACUGAUGUUAAAGAUGACAAGCAAGAGAGUGAGAAUCAAAAGGAAGGAAAUGGAGCUUUUAAGUAUCCUUAUCUCCGUGAGGAGGAUCUUGAACAAGGCUCAGGUGGAGGGGGUGACAUCCUCAAAUCUUUAGCCAACACAGUGGCCUCUGCCAUCAACAAGGCUCAAACAGGGACACCAAGCUGGAGUGCCUACCCGAGUAUCCACGCAGCCUAUCAGCUCUCUGGGAUCAUCAAAAGCGCCCCUCUUUCAGCAUCUCCUCCUAUUCAGCUAAAGCAGACAUUCAACCAUAAGCUGAGACCAAUUGCCCCCAAGGGGAAGUUUUACCAUGGUGCUGUGGAAGCUGAAACACCCCAGGAACAGCAUCAAAAUGUGGAAAUCAAAAAGGAAAAGGUUGGCAUUAGCGAUGGUAAAGAAAGUCAAAAUAUUAAGUUUGAUCUGGUGGAGAAUGAUGACAGCGAUUGUCAGGAUGAUUCCUCUUCCUCUUCAAAGCUUGAUACAGACUGUGUGAAUGAAGGGAGUGAAGCGAUCAAAGGAAAGUUGAGCCCAGAUUUCUCUGACAGAGGCAAGACACCGAGCCCUUCUGCCAGCAAUGGACGCAGCACUACUUCAGAGCUUCUCAAUGACACUACGGAUGUACUUGGUAUAAACCCUCUUAGUGCACUGCAGUCAGUUCUGAACAAUCAUCUGGGCAAUGCAAAUAAGCCCAACAAUCCAAGAGCAGAUAAAUUAUCUAUGCGCACCCAGUCUAUUUUUGCUGAAAUUAACCGGAGCAAUGAGAAAGCAUCCCUAAAGCUUGGAAACACUAUUAGAAACAGGCCUGAUGAUGCUUUCUUGUUUGUUAAUGAUGACCAGCCAAUAGACUUGACCAAAUCAAAACAUAGCAAACCAAGUUCUUCAUUACAUCAGCCCUCUACUCCAUUGUCACAGAAAUAUGCCCUCUCUGACAUUGCUGACAUGGUCAAAGUUCUUCCUAAGGCCACCACACCAAAACCCUCCAUACCACCGAGGAUCCCCACCAUGAAAUUGGAAACUGAUGUCAGACGCUUUGAGGAUGUGUCAGCUGAGGUGUACUCUGUCCACAAGCGUAAAGGUAGACAGUCCAACUGGAAUCCACGCCAUCUUCUCAUCCUGCAAGCUCAGUUUGCCUCCAGCCUCUUUCAGACCUCUGAGGGAAAAUACUUACUCUCAGAUCUCGGCCCUCAGGAACGCAUGCACAUCUCCAAGUUCACUGGACUGUCUAUGACCACCAUAAGCCAUUGGUUAGCAAAUGUAAAAUACCAACUACGGAAAACUGGAGGGACCAAAUUUCUGAAGAACAUGGACACCGGCCACCCAGUUUUCUACUGUAAUGACUGUGCAUCCCAGUUCAGGUCACCACCCACAUUCAUUUCCCACCUUGAAUCCCAUCUGGGAUUUCAAAUCAAAGACAUGUGCAAAAUGCCGGUCGAGCACCAGACAAAGGUAGAGGAGCCAGAACUGUCAAAGGCCCUCGGUGUCAGAGCCACUGACGCACUGGUCACCGACGAGGACAUAGACUCCAAGUUCAAAUGUAAGCUCUGCUGUAGGACAUUUGCUAGCAAUCACGCAGUCAAACUCCAUUUGAGUAAAACCCACAGCAAAUCUCCUGAUAACCAUUCACAAUAUGUGGAAAUGGACAAAGAGUAGAUUCUUUUUUUCACCCUUAAUUUUUUUUUUCUUUUGUAAUACACGGGUCAAAUAUUUCAACCAUUUUUCAAUGAGCAUUGUGUAGUGUACAUUAUUAAGACAUUUAAAACAUUCAUUGUGUACAACAAGAACACACUGGUUAGAAAUCGUAUAAGGAAACACUAAAAGAUACCUUUGCACCCCGCUCAAAUGCAUCACCAGUAAUGAAUUGUAUUACUGCUUGAAGAAACAUAAUUGCUGAUGUUUGCAUGCAAUAGCUCUGGCUAUGACUACUAUUUAUUUGUAUGAUAUGUCAAGUUUCAAUCGUAUUUCAAAGACAAAAUGAUUAAUUAAUUGUACUUUACUACUUCUGUGAUACAGUACACCUGCCCAGAUGUGCAGCUGUUCAAACAGGUUGCCGGUCACACAUUACCACACAUACAGAAGUGUACAGUAUAUUGCUAUGUAAAGAUGUUUUGUGUUGCAAAGAUAGAACAGAAAAAAGCACUUUAAUAAAUGUUUAAUCACCAGUUUAGAGUUGGAUUCUGUACAUUACUCAAAAAAAUUAGACCAUUCGGAAACAAGAAUAUCUCACAUGUAAAUAUAUUUUAGGGGAAAUAACAAAACAGUGUGUUUCAUGCGGAAAAAAGCG
Molecule: messenger RNA, 5203 nt
Organism: Lampris incognitus (smalleye Pacific opah)
Lineage: Eukaryota; Metazoa; Chordata; Actinopteri; Lampriformes; Lampridae
Product: teashirt homolog 2
Exons: 6
Coding region: 1-4572 (1523 amino acids)
Biological process (GO): regulation of transcription by RNA polymerase II
Cellular component (GO): nucleus
Molecular function (GO): zinc ion binding; DNA binding; DNA-binding transcription factor activity, RNA polymerase II-specific
Source: RefSeq, a predicted model, not a curated record